UCAUUUUCUAUUGAUUUUCAAUUAUUUUUAUUAUAUAAAAAAUAUGUUGUCAUCAAAAAUUAUGUUAGCAUUUAUGCUAAUUGUGGUUUUAUGUCAAGUUUACGGUCAGCCUACAACUGCCGGCACCACAUCCGGUGGCAACAGUAUUGAGGCCAAUGGUGGUGGUGGAGGCGGCGGAUCGGGUGGCGGCAGUGUUAAAGUAACGGGCGCCACCGGCGGCAACAUUGAGGCCAGUGGUAGUGGCAGCGGUUUCGGUGGCGGUCAAGGUUCGGCUAAAGUUUCAUCAGGUACACGUUAAGCCACACUAUUGAAAUUAAAAAAAGUACCAUACUCUAAUUAAAUAUGUUUAUUUUUUUUA
Oppia nitens is the source of this 358-nucleotide messenger RNA. RefSeq lists its product as uncharacterized. Lineage: Eukaryota; Metazoa; Arthropoda; Arachnida; Sarcoptiformes; Oppiidae. The record is from RefSeq and is a predicted model, not a curated record. The transcript has 2 exons. The coding region runs from base 44 to 298 and encodes 84 amino acids.